AUGUCUUCGGCAAAUAGAUGGAUUGCAAAUUCAGCACUUUGUGCCUCAUCCGGCAAUCAAGAAAUGGCAAAGCAACUAUGUGAGGGUGUUCCGGCACCAGAACAGUAUCACUUGACUGGCACACAACUUAAAAGGCCAGCAAAUGGGCCACACCCUCGACCUCAAAUAUGGCAACCAAAAGGACAAAAAAUUAACUGCAAAACACCUGUAGAAGCAGUAUACUAUUCAUGUAAACGUUUAAAUACAGAAACUAUAUAUUACUAUUGUGGCGAAAAAGAUGGAUUGUUGGAGUCAAAUGAAAAUUUGAUAAAAAAUUAUCAAACAAUAUAUCCUUUUUGUGAAGUUUGUAAGGAAAAAGGUUAUAAUUGGCCAACAAGAAGAAAAAUUAAUGCAGGACAAAAGAGAAAAAGAAAUGAAUAA
Rhizophagus irregularis DAOM 181602=DAOM 197198 is the source of this 420-nucleotide messenger RNA. The record is from RefSeq and is a predicted model, not a curated record. NCBI's taxonomy places the organism in Eukaryota, Fungi, Glomeromycota, Glomeromycetes, Glomerales, Glomeraceae.